This is a messenger RNA of Suillus subalutaceus, 5406 nucleotides long. RefSeq lists its product as uncharacterized. The transcript has 7 exons. The record is from RefSeq and is a predicted model, not a curated record. The coding region runs from base 1 to 5406 and encodes 1801 amino acids. NCBI's taxonomy places the organism in Eukaryota, Fungi, Basidiomycota, Agaricomycetes, Boletales, Suillaceae.
AUGGACGACGACGAGUCUGUCGACCUUCUCCAGCAAAUAUUUGAAUUGAAGAUCCUGGAUUGGGAUACGGAGGGUUCAAUCAUCCCAGAGACUAAUGUUAAUCAAGCUGUCAAGAGUGCGUAUGAGGACGCAUUAAAGCCUACUGGCAAUAUUGGAGCACCAUCUGCAGGCAUAGAACGAUGUCAUAUUUUGGACCAGGGGAAGGAUGAGAUCGCAAAACAAAAGCCAAAGCGAGGCAGGCCACGAAAGAGAGUUGUUCAACGUCGUGUAAAGUUGGUACCCAUACUCCCACCUGAUGGACCAGCUCAGAACAUCAAGCAUACAAAUGCACGAGUCAUCCGUGCUACAAUCAGUCCGGUCCCAGAGAGUGUGUCACAAGACGUCGAUGUGCUUCGUGAUAGCCUGACUGAUCUACACCUCGCGAGCACAAUAGACGAGGAGGAUGAGCAAUGGAAGAUGGCUGAUGAUGAAGAGUCGCAUACAGCUGACGUCUUGCAGCAGAUCAUGUUAUCUGGCAUCCUGGAUUGGAGCCCACUAGAAGACGAUAACUCAAAUAGCGAUGAUGAUGUGAGGGCACAGUCAAAGAAAAGAGAUGUCAGGGGCAUACCAAAACAGACGGAUAAUUCAAAGGUACAUAAACAACGCCGUCCACGUGGACGACCAGCACGAAAAGCGACUACACAUCGACAACGUCAAGAGGUAAUGGUAUCAACGGAUAAGAUAUCAUCAUCCAAGGAGCUGCGGAAUCGUAAUUCUAGGUGCAUCAUCCGUGCUACAAGCAAACCCGUCCAGGACGACAAGCAUGAAUAUGUGGGUCACUGCGAGCGUGACAAUGACAAUGACCUAUGCAUAGAGGAGGAUGAACCAAGAAAUGGUCGAUCAAGUAAUAGGCGACUCAGGGGACGUCCGAAAAGGCGCGUUGUGCGUGCCAGAGAGACCGCGUCCAAACGGGCAGUCGUUCAUGAAUCACAUUUAAGUGAAUUUCAAUCGAACACCCAUCGGAGUCCAACACACUCUCGCAGCAGAAUACCUGAUGAUGAGUAUAGGUUAUCUCCACCACCAGAGGCCAUCGGUCAAUCGCCUUCGCGUGAAGCCUCACCACCUACGAUACCUGAACUGACAGUCGAGGAAAUCGCUUCUCGUGCAAUGGCCAGACCGGGUGUUUGGACAUCUGUUUUAGACACUUGGGCAAGUCUCGGGUUGAAUGAGUGGCUUGAGGCCACAGUAGCAGACUUUUAUUUGUCCCAUGUGUGGUAUGAGCUGCUUGGCAGAUCACGCAUGAGAUACAUGAAUAUGCAUACAGCAAUGGCGGCCGAGAUGGAGGAUGAGGAAGUGGAGCUCUUCCGGAGGAGCUCUUUUAUACCUCCUGAUGGCAUAUGUCCUAUUGUCCCUGUUGGAUUCGUAGUCCACCACUCCGAUCAUUUCUUUACAGUGAUUUUUGACUAUCAGCGACAAAAGGCCCAUGUCCUGGGUCGCCAUAUAUCCAACGACGCGAUGGACAUCGACGGACUAGAUCCAGACGACUGGAACGAGUGGAGAGGACCGGAUUAUUGGAGGAGAAUUGGUGCCCUUCAUGGCUGGGGCACAGGGGAUGUCGCUGAUGUGUCUGUGAUAUCAAUGGAUUGGGAGCAAAAUGGAGUAGAUUGCGGUCCAAUUGCUUGCUCCGUGCUCGAGCAAUGCCUCAGCGCUGGAUUAGAUGAGCACGGUAACUUGCCAGUGUUUCAAGUUCAGUGCGGCCACAAGCUGCGCAUCCAGAUCUUGGGUCUGAUUGCUGGUCGUGUCAGGCUCUGUUGUAGCGACUAUCUCAUGCUCCUUGAUGUCGCACGAGAGGAAUGGCGAGAGGACGAGCUGCCAGGCGAAGAUAUCAUCAAUGCGAUUCAGAAUGGGCGGCACCAGGCUGAAUGCCUAAAGCUCCUGCGGAAAUUGACCGUUGUUAGCGCAACCUGCUCAAUAUGUCAACGUCCCGUGGUAAAUCAGGAGAUGGAUCACCCCUCACACAAUGGCAAGAAUGGAGUUCGAACCCCAGUCGAUCAGGAGGAUGGUUGUGACGCUGAACGGAGUGAUGAAGAGGAUUCCAUGGGUACGACCCUGCCUACGGGUAGAAAGAAGAACCUCGCGAAGCUUUUCAAAGCAAUCAAGCAACUGACUGGAUCUCGAAAUCGGAAUGAUAUAGUCCCUCGUGCGGUUGGCACGCACAUUCAAGUCGAGCCGGACACGCAACCUGAUGUCCAGGAUACCACCGACUCACAACGCUCUGUAUCCGCCUCAGCAUCUCGUAGGAGAGUGAAAGAUUGGCAUCUUGGAAGCAACAAACGAUUUCCACGUCCCAUUGCACCGCGCUCUCUGGCUGCAUAUGCAGGUCGGAGGUGGAUUCCCGAUGACCGCACGUUCGACGAUUAUGAAGGUGGACCAACGAUCGAGAUGUUAGUAACUCCCAGGGAAAUCAAUCAGGCGAUGACAUUCCAGGCGGGAGGAAUCCAGAUCUCCACUGCUUGGGUGCACUGGGUUGAUCAUGGCUACCGCAUCACCCCUAGCUCAUUCCAUAUAUUCUAUCAAUGCGACCCCAUAGCCACCAUGGACCAUGUCAUGCCCAUUGGCACAACCGACUCCCAUGAUCCUUCAAGUCAGGUUCCAGACCGCGUAACAGGCGCAUAUAGUCUGGCUCGACUAGGGUCAGAUGGGGGAGCACGUCAAACGCACGUCGCAGAUGUAGAAAUUCUGGCUGCAUCUGAACUGAUCGACUCUGCCCAACAUGAUCCCCCACUCCAUCAUCAAUGUAGGUUCGGACACAACGCCUUUGUUCGUGGCUGCACCAGUCAUCGUUAUGGCGAUGGCACGUCCUUGUAUGUCGACCUUGAACGAGAUUCCGUUAGAUUUUCAGAAGACGAAAUAGAGAUUUCUUUAGACAUAGACAGUAUCAUUUGGACCACGAAGGAGUUCCGAUGCAUGGGGUCCGUGGGGAUCUAUCUCACUCCGUCAUUUCAAACGAAACCUGGCAUAUUCAAGCACAAUCACACAUAUGUCGACAUCACAAUUCCACAGUCAGAAGCAGAUGCCAGUGCGCCCGGUGGUAGGACAGAAUGGUUGUCAAAACGAUUUCCGAUGUCUGCCAUCCCUCAUACCGGUAUUGGGCGCAUAUCCUCGGCUUCAUCGACACUCAAUCUAUAUAUCGCAUUUCCUAGGAUGAUACAUCAACACCCAGUAAAUGGGCGAAGAAUCACGCUGAUGCCAAAGGAAACUUUGGACAUCUUUUGGGAUAGAGUGCUACUUCCAUCCAUAGGUGACUGCACUGAUGUUAGUUGGGCGCCUUACCUUAAGCACACAUUGGAGGAGGCACGAUACAAGGCUAGAGGUGGUGAUGGACGAAAGGCUGGAUGGGGCGCUCCAAAGACAAUACCACUGUCGAAUGAUGACUUCAUGGAUGUGCAGGAGCGCAUGGAAGCUCGCAUACGCGAUGGAGAGGGCGAGCUGAGCAUGUAUGGGUCGUCUUUCUUUAUUCUAGAAGGAAAGGGAAUCAAGCUCCUUACCAAGGAUGGUCAGCGAGGGCGUUUCGAAGGGCCGGAAGAGGCACUGCGUCGAAAUCUGUCCGACCUUGACUGGCCAUACAUGAUGAACAGGAGGCAUGGCGAGCUGCUGGUGGACGUGGGGAUCUCAUUUACGCCUCACUCCCCAGAUGUUCCAGUGGUAGGAGUGUGGAGAUUAGACGCGUUGGAGGCAUCAUUUGGAGCAGGAGGCUACAAGAGGGGUGAAAUACAUCAUCACAACACGCUCUCUAGAUAUGGGGCAAUGCAGGCCGAGAUGCAGCAGGAGAGAUCUCAACAAACCCACAUCGCAUUCAGGAGCACCUACAACCUCUACUAUGAGUCAAUACGGACGAACAACAACCAAGCGAAUUUCGCAUCUGACAGUGAUGCAUACAAGCUGUCCCCAUCUUACAUGGCUGAAUGCUUCGAAAUCGCAAAGGUUGUCGAUGGUUGCAAGGAUAAAACAUAUGGUGUUAGGGACGAGUAUAGGGUCAGUGGACAUGCAGCCAGAAUAAUGCUGGAUAAUAUGGAAAGCAAGGCUAGAGAAUACCUGCAGUCAGAUCCAAUCCUGUGGGUCCCAUCCAAAAUCUGGUUCGAGCUUAUCAGGCGGCGGGUGCGGGAGAUUCAGAGGACCCAGAUAUCCAUCGUCAAAAAGAAUCCUCCAAAUCUCGGGAUUCUUACUGGCUUGCUAAACCACAUGCUUCGCUCAACUACAUCAACCCCUAUCGUCUAUGACUUUCACGUCCGCGAAUCCCUCGCCCUCCUUGAAUAUAGAAAUGUCCUCGAGACAGCAGGGAUGUUUUUCUUACAGGAAUUCGAUUUGGACAGCGAUACCUGCCUGGAGGAGGUCCAGCAAAUCGAUGACGUGAAUGUCCUGGCCCUGAUGGGCGUCAAUGCAAAGGCUCAGAGGGAUAGAGCAGUAGGAAGGAUGCAUGCAUGGCGAAGUUCUGAGUCAGAGCUGGAGGACUAUCCCAUUGGUCGGACACCGACAUGGACCCGACUUAAGGCAGCCCUUGCAAACUCACCUGCAAUGAUUAUGAGACCAUGGAUGUGGUCGUCCAGGUUAUCCAACACUCAACUCUCUGUCGGACGUUUGAUCGUCAUGUUCACGAGGCAGAUGUGGCUUAUGCUGACACCCGAAGUAUUCAAAGGCAUCCAACCCCACCCAAACUCGCUCCAGGAGGCCAUGAAGUGCUGGACGAUAACAAGCAUCGAUGAUACGCUCAGUGCAGUUGCCUUCGAAGCGUGCAAUGCUGGGCUGCAUGACAGUACAGGUGUAACUCCAGGUCGCAUGGGUCCAAAGUCGAGAACAUUUGCGGACAGGUGCUCGCUAUUCUUUCCUGACCCUGAUGCCUCCCAUAAAAACAACACUCAGUGGUCUACGCUUUGGGAGGGAGAUGGAUACAUCGCGGAGUUUCACAAGAUAAUGAAGGCAAUGGCGGAGGAUCAGCAGAAAUUGCUCAAGAAAGGGUUACACGAAGUAUUUUCAGACUUGCACUGUCUUCCUGCAAGCAGUCAGAGAGUGUGGAUACAGAGGAACGAUGCCAUAUUAUUCACAACAAAUCCUGCAUUUUACAGGAUCGACUGUGUUGGAAGGGGGGCAGAGAGUCAAAGGAAAGCCCCAAGAGCACGUCGUGCCAUGAAGUUGAUCAAGGGCAGGCGCAUAUUUGCAGCUGACCUGAUGGACUCACAGCCAUUCGACACGGAUGGCAAUGUCCGGAGAAAGACAGCGAGGCAAAAGCGUCGGGAGAUUCAGAAGAAGAUGACGAUGGCCAAGAGAAACAAGAGGGUUCCCCCUCCCCCACGUCCUCGGAAAUCAAGGCCAUUUCCUAUGGACAUAGGAGAAUCAGUGGAGAGAGAUGAUGAAAUGGAUGUCGAUUAG